Sander lucioperca (pikeperch) is the source of this 1233-nucleotide messenger RNA. RefSeq names its product dehydrogenase/reductase SDR family member 13-like. The record is from RefSeq and is a predicted model, not a curated record. The coding region runs from base 106 to 1062 and encodes 318 amino acids. The transcript is spliced from 6 exons. NCBI's taxonomy places the organism in Eukaryota, Metazoa, Chordata, Actinopteri, Perciformes, Percidae.
AGGAACCGGUCCGACAGGUGAGUCCCAGCAGCAGCUUUAUAGAAAGCAGAGCUGCGCUCUCAGACAGUCAGUGACUCUCAGGAGGAUCGGACCGCCGUCAGAAACAUGUUUCACCUGCUGCUGCUGGCCGUCGUGGUGCUCGGAGGAUACAUGUUCCUCACGCAGACUCUCUUCAAAAGAUCCAAAUGUAAGGGGAACGCAGCGAUCGCCGCGAAGACCGUCAUCAUCACAGGAGGGAACACCGGCAUUGGUAAAGCCACGGCGCUGCACCUGGCCAGGAAGGGUGCCCGAGUGAUCCUCGCCUGCCGAAACCGGAACAAAGCAGAGACCGCCAUCGCAGAUAUAAAACAGGAAACAGGAAGUACCGACGUGCUGUACAUGCAGCUGGACCUGGCCAGUCUGAAGUCGGUCCGCUGCUUCGCAUCAAUGUUCCUGAAAACAGAGUCCAGGUUGGAUCUGCUCAUCAACAACGCCGGUCUGGUGGCCGACGGGCGGACAGAAGACGGUUUCGGCAUUGAGUUCGGGGUGAACCACCUGGGUCACUUCCUGUUGACAUACCUGCUGCUGGAGCGUCUGAAGGAGGACGGAGGAGGACGAGUCGUCACUCUGUCCUCCAUGGCUUACCGCUGGGGACGCAUCGACCUGGAGGCUCUGGCGGUGAACAAACACCUGGGCACCGGCAGGUACAGCUGGCAGUUCUUCCAGGCGUACUGCAACAGCAAGCUGUGUAACAUGCUCUUCACCCAUGAGCUCGCUAAGAGGCUGAAAGGAUCCAAAGUCACCUGCUACAGCGUCCACCCAGGUGUGGUUCGGACCGAGCUGUCCCGUAACGUCAGCCUGUGGCAGAAGGUCUUCAUCGAGCCCGUGGCGCGGCUGCUGUUCCUGGACCCGGAGGCCGGUGCCCAGACCACUCUGCACUGCGCCCUGCAAGAGGGAAUCGAACCCCUGAGCGGACGUUACUUCUCCUGCUGCGCUGCACAGGAAGUGUGCACCUGGGCUCGAGACGACGCCAUGGCCCGGAAACUGUGGGACGUCAGCGAGAAGCUCUGUGGACUCUCUUAAGGAGGAAUGACCUCAAGACAAAAGACUUGUUCCUUUUACUCUGGUGUUAAAGGGUGUUUUUCAAACUGGACCGUAUUUCCCAUGUUUUUGUGUCUAAGUGACAGAUGUGAACAAAAAUCUUUAAAAUUGGUCCAGUAUUGAGCGAGAACGCUGUAACUGGAUGACGUGCAA